This is a messenger RNA of Rubroshorea leprosula, 2342 nucleotides long. Lineage: Eukaryota; Viridiplantae; Streptophyta; Magnoliopsida; Malvales; Dipterocarpaceae. The record is from the annotation of a GenBank genome assembly.
AAACCAAAACAAAAAACCAGAAAAAAAAAAUACAAAACAAAAAGCACAUAAUCGGCCAAGUGCUACCCUCUUCAAUUUUAAUGUCAACGGCUCAAUGAAAGGAACGAAGAAAGGUUUACAAGGACAGACUACUAGCAGCAGAACUCAAAUCUAAAAACCAACAAAGAUCGUAGCUUAUCAAAUGCAUCAACUGUCAUGAAUAUUUCUAAAGCUCUAUCACUUGAAUAAGGGAUGAUGUACUUAUCAUUUGGAGAAAGCUGAGGAUCAAUUCUAUGGUUUCUCAAUAUGGCUUAUGAAGUUAAGUCUUCGCUUCGAAUAGAAACUACGGGAUUGCUAGGGGUUAUGGGAAUGUUGGUUGCUCUAAUUAUAGCAUCACAAUGUCUUCAACUUUGGUACGGUAAUUUUAUGUCCUCACUAUUUCCUUCUGAUAAGGUUGCCAUGGCAGAGAAUAGUGACUUCUUUACUGGUAGACCAGUUUCUGAGUCUGAGGAGGUUGCAAAUGCGACUCAUGUUAGUGGUUUAAACUCCACUGGUAUGAAUGCACCCAAUGAGACAGCUCAUGUUAUGUCCUCAGAAGUGAAUGGAAAAGAUCUGAAUGGUGAUGUUGUGUUGCAGACAAAUGUGAGAUUGAAUUUGAAUGUAUCUCCAAGGUUUGAUGAGGGUAGCAAAUCUGGUAAGGGGUCUUCAGCUGAGACAUUGGAGCUAAGUAACAAUUCCACUAUGGAGUUUGGCCAAAGUUCUAAUGAUAAAAGUGAAGCAGAGGAAGAUAGUGAUGCCCAAGAAACCUUUUCUCCAGAAAAUGAAACCAUGUAUGGUGACUUUUCGAAUAGUAAUAUUACAGAAAGAAAUAUGUCAUCUGAAAGUAAUGGUUACUACAAUGCUGACCUUGUAUCUCCUGUAGCUGCAUCAACACUAAUCGAUUCAUCAACUAAUAUAGAAUUGAGAAAGAAGGCAGAUACAAAUAUCAGGAAUCCUGUUAUGUCUAACAAUUCCACUACAUGUUCAGCGGAGAAAAAUCUGACACCCAGUUUUGAUGGUACUGAAAAACCAGUGCAAGUGCAAGACAAUUUAAACAGACCCAGCUAUCUUCCUUUGACCAAUGGUCCUAAGGUCAAGGAAAGGAUUAAGAUGCCAAGCUCUGCAGUAAUUACAAUAGAUGAGAUGAACAGUCUGUUGCAUCAGAGUAAUGAUUUUUAUCAUUCAGUGACACCGAGAUGGUCUUCUGCAGCUGACCAAGAGCUACUAUAUGCAAGAUCACAAAUCAAGAAUGCACCCAUCAUAAAGAAUGGAGUGGAACUUUAUGCUCCACUUUAUAGGAAUUUAUCAAUGUUCAAAAGUCGAGAGAACCUUAUUCAAUUUCUGAAGAACUAUGUGGACAUGAUUGCAUCAAAAUAUCCUUUCUGGAACAGAACUGAAGGAGCUGAUCAUUUUCUCGUUGCCUGUCAUGACUGGGCACCAUCUGAAACAAAGAAGUACAUGGCCAAUUGCAUAAGGGCACUUUGCAAUUCUGACAUUAAGGAAGGUUACACUGUUGGCAAGGAUGUGUCACUUCCUGAGACAUAUCUUCGGUAUCCACAGAAGCCUCUAAGAGGUCUUGGAGGCAAACCUCCUUCCAAGAGAUCAAUCCUGGCUUUUUUCGCAGGGAAGGUGCAUGGUUAUUUAAGGCCAAUUCUCCUCCAACACUGGGAAAACAAAGAUCCUGACAUGAAAAUCUUUGGUCAAAUGCCAAAAAUGAAGGGCAAGAUGGACUACAUCCAGCACAUGAAGAGCAGCAAGUACUGCCUCUGUCCAAGAGGUUACGAAGUUAAUAGUCCACGAGUAGUGGAGGCCAUUUUCUACGAGUGUGUUCCAGUAAUGAUAUCUGACAAUUUUGUGCCUCCUUUCUUUGAGGUUUUGAACUGGGAAUCCUUUGCUGUCUUUGUUUCAGAGAAAGAUGUUCCGAAUUUGAAGAAUAUCCUCCUGUCCAUCCCACAGAAGAGGUAUCUCCAGAUGCAAAUGAGGGUGAAAAGGGUACGGCAACAUUUUCUUUGGCAUCCUAGGCCUGAGAAAUAUGACGUAUUUCAUAUGAUCCUCCACUCAAUUUGGUACACAAGAGUUUUCCAAAUGAAGCAUAGUUAAUGUAGAAGUUAGAAGUUAGAACCAUUCUGUACACGCCCUUGUCUCUGGACAAAGCUCUAGUUGAGAACCCACUGUAGAAUGGGAAAAAAUGUUUCACGUGGUAAGGUAAACUCAAAUUGACACGUGUUCCGACCACAUCUCUGCCCUUUGCUUCGAACAUGGCGUGUCCUAGUCAUAUUUUGCAUGGAAGUAAGAGAAAGGGAUAAUAAAAAUUGGGAAUCGUG